Racocetra fulgida is the source of this 495-nucleotide messenger RNA. NCBI's taxonomy places the organism in Eukaryota, Fungi, Glomeromycota, Glomeromycetes, Diversisporales, Gigasporaceae. The record is from the annotation of a GenBank genome assembly.
UAGCCUUUCUCCCGGCAUUACGAACGUCACAACUCAUUACCGAAAACGAAAAUGAUCAAACAUUAACUCCCGACACUGCAAAUUCUGACAUUCCAGUCUUACGUCGAGCCAAACUUACUCGUGAUAAGAUAAUUUCAGAUACCUUUCCAAUAUCACAUAUAUCGAAUAUUAUUGUUGAAAGUUUGGCCUCUAGUUCUUCUUCUUCUAGAACAAGAUAUUCAGAACCUCGUUCACCUCGCUCAUCACUAAAUGCUCAACUGGAUGCAUUGGUAUAUAAUGCAAUAAUUAAAGACGAUGUUCAAUCUCUCGCAAAGGUUUUAGAUGAAUAUCCCGAUUAUGAUUUAAGUCGUCUUAUCAAUCCUACUUCUUCAGAAAAUAAUGAGUCUAAUAAAACUCAAGAUAGCCCUAAGACUCCUUUAAUGAUUGCUGCUUCUCUAGACUGUCAAAUGACUGUAAAUUAUUUGUUGAAGUCGAAUAUUGAAGUCGAUAUGCAAG